Molecule: messenger RNA, 1060 nt
Organism: Hibiscus syriacus
Lineage: Eukaryota; Viridiplantae; Streptophyta; Magnoliopsida; Malvales; Malvaceae
Product: helicase SWR1-like
Exons: 4
Coding region: 1-780 (259 amino acids)
Source: RefSeq, a predicted model, not a curated record
AUGACCAAUGUCCUGUCGGAGCUCUUCAACAUGGGCGAACAAGCCCCAACCUCCAGAUUUUCCCAGAAAAAAUCUUCCAGGAAACAGACAAACCCUAGAAUUUGCAUUUUCAAUACCCCCGACACAAGGACAUUUUCGUUUCAACGAGGUCGUCGAGUUCAAGGGAAGAAGCGAAAAGGGAAUCUGAACAAAGGAGCGAAAAUAACAACGUGGAAGGAGGAGGAGGAGGAGGAAGAAGAAGAAGAAGAAGAAGAAGAAGAAGAAGAAGAAGAAGCAGAAGACAAAGGAGAAGGAGAGAGGGAACUGGUUGGGUACUCGAGAAGUGAAGUUACGGUAAUAGACACGAGUUGCGAGGCAUGGAAAUCUGACAAGUUUAUCUUCAGGAGGAAAAAUAUCUGGAAAGUUAAAGACAAGAAAGGAAAGUCACGCACCAUUGGUAGAAAGAAGAGGAAACCACCUCCUCCAUUUGAAGACAAUGGUGUUUGUAAUAAGAAACGGAAGAUUUCGAGUUUGGAGCUGAUAGAAACUAGUGGAACACAAUGUGGAUCGCCUACAAAUCAUGGAUGGAAUGCUCCAGAUGAUAAAAGGGAAGAAGUUCACAAUGAGGCAGCUGAUGAUCUUACCCAAGUUCUUAGAAAGAGGUUUCCUUUCUCCAGAUUACCUCGGAAAUCGGGAAAGGGAGGUUCUUCUGUUGUCCUUAUGAAGGCUAUUCCUACAGGCAAGAAAAAUGGAGGAAAGCUUGCCCUGAAGGACACUCAGAGGAAAUAUAAAACGUUAUAAAUCCAUCAAGCCUGUCUGGCAAAAUAGCCAAUUCUGCGGUUGAGCCAGCAAUUGGUUCUAUUUUGAGUGUGCCUUACUCCUAUUGAUGGAUGGGAUUCAAAUGGCUUUGUUUGAGGUUUUGCGGCUGAAAUUGGCCCCUAACUUCAAGCCUGUGGGUAAGGUGUUCACUUGAUGAAAAGUAAUAUGAGAAUUUAUAUUUGGUUUUGAGAAGAUGGUCAUGUUGGAUGUUCCAAUCAGAGGCUCGUUUUUCCCUUGUAAACGGAAUCAAUUAUGGAAUUAC